This is a messenger RNA of Acaulospora colombiana, 1056 nucleotides long. Lineage: Eukaryota; Fungi; Glomeromycota; Glomeromycetes; Diversisporales; Acaulosporaceae. The record is from the annotation of a GenBank genome assembly.
AUGGCCGAACUUGUUCCGUAUAUAGUUUGGGAGAAGCAAGAAGGUUACUUAUGUGCUCAACACUGCAUAAAUUCUCUUCUACAAGGGGAAUAUUUCACGGCCGUGGAUUUAGGUGAAAUUGCCAACAAUUUGGACAUGGCCGAGCAAGCUGCGUUGCGAGAAGGAACCGUCGAUUUAAACGAGAACUUACACAAUGAGAUUCCACAAAAAAGUCAAAAUAUGGAUGAUUCCGGAUUCUUUUCGCUGCAAGUACUUAGUCACGCGUUAAAAGUUUGGAAUCUUGGUAAAUACACGUUUCUCAUAGUUGCUAUUAUGUGUAUAACUAUUAAUGUAAACUAUGGAAAUAAUCACGAAACAGAGUUGAUUCCUAUUGGCUCCGAAGAGGGCCGUAACUCGAGGGAUCUUCCAGAAAAUGAAAUCGCAUACAUAUGUAACCUUGCCGAGCAUUGGUUUACUCUUCGAAGAUUUGGCGGGAACGCUUCGCGCUGGUACAAUUUGGAUUCUCUAUUAAGUGGACCCAAGUUUAUUAGCCAAACUUAUCUGGGAAUGUUGCUCAGUCAACUUGAAAAUGAAGGUAAAAUGGGUGGGGUCAAGAUGUAUCGAGCAUAUCAAGCUGACGAAUUUGCCGUGAUCCUUCCCGAUCCUAGCACACAACAUUCUCAGAGUUCACAUAAUAUAGAUUUCGACGCGGAUCUCGAGGCGGCCAUCGCGGAAAGUUUGAAAUUUAAUGAAAUUGGUGGCUCGGUUACUACAGAGAAUUCGAAAUCGACAGCUGAUGCAGAUAACGAUUCGGCUAAGACUAUUACGGAGAAUUCAACAGUAAAGGAAAAUAGUGACCCGACCCUAAUGGGGAAUUCAAACUCAACAGUGGAAGAAGCUAUCAACCCUGUCACUAAGAAAGAGAUUUGCGAUCCUGUUUCCACGGAGAAUUCAACGGUGAAAGAAAUCAGUGAUCCGGUCAACGCUGGGAAUUCGACAACAAAAGAGAAAACUGCCGAGAAUGAACUGUCUCUCAACGAUUUGAGAGCAAGAAGACUGGCAAAAUUUGGAGGAUGA